AUGAGUACAGCAAGAUCAUCACAAUCCUCCCGAAAAGUUAUCAAUGAUAACCCCGUUCUCAAAUUAGGUCCAAAUCAUGUGUACGGAAAGAAAGUAAAACCUGAUCCUGAAGGAGCUCUAAAGGUGGUCUUGUCCUGGCAAGAAUUUCACCCAAAUUCACCUUCGGAACCUCCAGAACGAGACUUUAAAAAACUGAACAAGCUCUGUAUUAAGGAACGACAGCUUUCGGGAUCCCAAAUUUCAACGUUCCGAAAAUCGCAUCAAGAUUUAACGCUCAUGCAAGGCAAGAGCAAUGAAACGAGCGGUGCCGACCUACCCUCUGAUAAGGAUCCAAAUUUUACAUACGGACAUAAGAAUGUAUUUGAUCAAAAAGCAAAGGACCUCAUGGAGCACAGAUUCGCACAAGAAUGGCUCAAGGAGAGAGAAGAAAAGGUACGAGAGCAAGAAGCAGAAAAAAAUAAGGAAUUUCUUUCAUCGGUCAAUACUAAGGCCAAGUUGGACAUUAUGAAAAAGCGAAUGGAAUCACAAUCCAAACUCAAGCCACCAGAAGAAAAGGAAGACUUCAAACUUUCACGAUUUAAGAGAGUAUCAUCUCGAGUGGAUACAAGAAGACCAGUGAGUUCAAGGGAAUCACAGCAACAUAGAGAUGUCAACCAUUAG
Naegleria lovaniensis is the source of this 660-nucleotide messenger RNA. RefSeq lists its product as uncharacterized. The coding region runs from base 1 to 660 and encodes 219 amino acids. The record is from RefSeq and is a predicted model, not a curated record. NCBI's taxonomy places the organism in Eukaryota, Heterolobosea, Eutetramitea, Acrasida, Naegleriidae. The transcript has a single exon.